Messenger RNA from Brenthis ino (lesser marbled fritillary), 324 nucleotides. Lineage: Eukaryota; Metazoa; Arthropoda; Insecta; Lepidoptera; Nymphalidae. The record is from the annotation of a GenBank genome assembly.
AUGGCUUCAUAUUUGCAAAGAGCUGCAAACUUAUAUGUUAAAAACCACGCUCGUCUUUCUUCUCACUCAGCUACAGCUGGAGGACAUGGAGGUGGCUGGAGACUGUGGAAAAAGCUGUCUUUCUUCGUAGGAUUCCCAGCUGUUGGUUUGGGUAUGUUGAACGCAUACCUUGGUCAUCAAGAAGAACAUCAUGAGCGCCCUCCAUUCGUAGCUUACGAUUAUUUGCGUAUCCGUACAAAGCGCUUCCCAUGGGGUGAUGGCCAGAAAACACUUUUCCACAACCCUCAUGUCAAUGCACUGCCCAACGGAUAUGAAGAUGAACAU